AUGGUACUUAAGGUCUUCUUUCCAUCAUGCUGCUUCUCAGCAGAAAGCGGCAUUUUGGUUGGCCGCUGGAUCUCAGAACAGAAGUCUGCUGUUGUCCUCGCCGUGGUCCAUUUCCCUUUUAUUCCUGUCCAGGUGAAGCAGUAUCUCAGUGAAGUCCAGCGGGUGACUAAAGUCAGUGUUUCUGUGCUUGGAUCCUGGAGCAACAGCAAACAGGACAAGGAUGAGAGCCUGAGCAAGUUCUUGGAAGACCUUGCGACAAUAUUCUCCCACGAGCCAUGGAUUCAGAUAAGCAAAGAGGGAGACAGCAAAUUCUGGAGCUGUUCUACCCUUCAAAAACACUCUAACAACCCUAAGAUGGAAGAAAGUAUCUUGGUAUACUAUGACCAGCGCAAAGUCAUGCUUUCCCAUCUACAUCCCGCUUUGGACACAGCUUCUGCUACUGACCACCAGGCAGAUGAUGCUUCUAAGCUUGCUGCCAUCUUUGACACAGUUGCAAAGAGCAAGAUACUGUUCAUGACGGACAGAUACGAUGAUGGGCCCAUCAAGAUGACCCACUGGCAGUCGGAUGGCGUUGAAGCUAGUAUCAUUGUGGAGCUGAUGAAGCAGGCCUCUGUGCCUGCAUGCAUGCUGCUGACGUUCCUGCUCUCACUUAUCUCUGGGGUCUGCAGGAGCCGGGUGCUGAAGAUUUGGCCUUUGUCUUUCUUAUGGAGCAAACUCUCAACUUGUGAGCAGCUGGGACAUCGCCUGCAGCACCUCCAGGUUAUCAGCAGCAACAAGAAGGCUGAAACCCAGGCUCAACUAAUGAGGAAAGCCAACAUCUUUGUCUCUCUGCUGAUUGAUGUGGCUCUGGGGAUACUGCUAAUGUCCUGGCUGUACAGAAAGAACCGAAUUGGUCACCUUGCUGACACUCUUAUCCCGGUGGCUGAUCACGUAGCUGAAGAGCUCCAGGACCUGCUCCAGUGGCUGAUGGGAGCACCAGCUGGACUGAAAAUGAACCGAGCUUUGGAUCAGGUUUUGGGCCGCUUCUUCCUUUACCACAUCCAUCUUUGGAUUAGCUACAUUCACCUGAUGUCCCCAUUCAUUGAGAUGAUCCUCUGGUACGUUGGUCUGUCUGCUUGCCUGGGCCUGACCGUGGCUCUCUGCAUCCUCUCUGACAUCAUUGCGCUUCUGACCUUCCACAUCUACUGCUUCUAUGUCUACGGAGCCAGGCUCUACUGUCUGAAGAUUUACGGCCUGUCAUCUCUCUGGCGCUUGUUCCGUGGGAAGAAGUGGAAUGUCCUCCGACAGCGGGUGGAUUCCUGCUCCUAUGACUUGGACCAGUUAUUUAUUGGCACGUUGCUAUUUACGAUCCUGCUGUUCCUGCUGCCUACAACUGCACUGUAUUAUUUGGUGUUUACCCUGCUCCGUUUGCUGGUGGUGAUUGUGCAAGGCAUGAUACACUUGCUAGUUGACCUGAUUGACUCUCUGCCGCUUUAUUCAAUCAUCCUUCGGCUCUGCAGAUCCUACAGACUCGCAGCUGGUGUGAAGUUCAGAGUCCUUGAGCAGCAGGAUGGAAAACCUCUUCGACUCCUUAUGCAGAUCAACCCUCUAUCAUAUGGCAGUGUGGUACAGACAUACAGGCUGCCGACCUACAGCUGUUACCCUAAGGAUUCCUGGACAUCACUCUGCAAGAAGCUGUUCCUUGGAGAGCUAAUCUACCCUUGGAAACACAAAGGAGAGAAGCAGGACUAAAGACAGCGAAGGAGCUUGAAAGUCUUGGUCAGAAAACUUAUUGAAUCCUAAUGCUUUUGGACCAAAGGCAUCUCAGAGGUAGCAGCUGCUGGAUUCCUUAAUUAGAUUUUGGUAACAUGAGAGGGGUUGAAUUUUUAAAGGCAAGUAUUUUUAAACAUUAU
Messenger RNA from Mesitornis unicolor (brown roatelo), 1892 nucleotides. RefSeq names its product phosphatidylinositol glycan anchor biosynthesis, class Q (gene PIGQ). The record is from RefSeq and is a predicted model, not a curated record. Gene Ontology annotation, cellular component: endoplasmic reticulum; membrane. The transcript has 10 exons. Gene Ontology annotation, biological process: GPI anchor biosynthetic process. The coding region runs from base 1 to 1731 and encodes 576 amino acids. NCBI's taxonomy places the organism in Eukaryota, Metazoa, Chordata, Aves, Mesitornithiformes, Mesitornithidae.